Pistacia vera is the source of this 585-nucleotide messenger RNA. RefSeq lists its product as uncharacterized. The record is from RefSeq and is a predicted model, not a curated record. The transcript has 2 exons. Lineage: Eukaryota; Viridiplantae; Streptophyta; Magnoliopsida; Sapindales; Anacardiaceae. The coding region runs from base 151 to 525 and encodes 124 amino acids.
AAAUAAAACUGAAGCAACGACCCCUUACUAUCCACACGACAAUAACAAGAAGAACAGCAAUACCACAGACGACAACAAUGGAGAGCUGAGAAGUUUCUCUUCUCUGUUGUUCACUUAUUCUUUUCUUCCACGUGUGGAAAUUGCGGGAACAUGAAGUUCUUGUUGGAGCUAGUGUCGUGUUGUGGAUCACCCGAGGCGGGCGGAGCCAGUCCCGUGGCGGAGCGUGUGGAGCCGAGAGUGGAGGAAACGAGGUCGUUGAUGCGCCGGAGUUACCGCCGGAAGAGACGGGGGAGGUCUGGCUGUAGCGGCGGUGCUUCGGCAGAGGAAUGGAAGCCGUCGUUGUGUUCGAUUUCUGAAGAUUUUGUGAUGGACAGGACCAAAAGCGAAAGAGAGAGAAGCUUUAAAAGGAAAAACGGUGGAUCGCAGCGAGACAAAGCUCGCGUUCGUAGCUGUAGCCGCGAUUUCGGGCAGAAUUCAGGGCCAUCCAUUAUUCCCACAUUCUCUGCAACUCCAUUCAUGUUUUGAUGGCUCUGCACUUUGAUUAAAAAAAUUAAUCUAAAGUCCAAGAUUGGAUUUAUAUGUGAA